Messenger RNA from Closterium sp. NIES-65, 3534 nucleotides. The record is from the annotation of a GenBank genome assembly. Lineage: Eukaryota; Viridiplantae; Streptophyta; Zygnematophyceae; Desmidiales; Closteriaceae.
AUGGCUUCCCGUGUCCUUGUCUCUGGUCUUCCCCAGUCUCUCCCUCCUCUCCCCUCCGGGCCAGGACCUUCCUGUGUCCCCUGUGUCGAGGGUCGCCUCUGGGCUACUCCUCACUCCUCCCACUUCCCCCCGACAGAGGCUCCCCUGCAGACGCUUCACAUGGAUGUGUGGGGCCCAGCCCCCGUCCGUGGGCAGGGUCACGAGCGCUACUUCCUGUUGGUGGUUGACGACUACUCGCGUUACACCACAGUCCUCCCCUUGCGCAGCAAGGGUGCGGUCACUGAGGUGCUGAUCGACUGGAUCCGCGAGGCUCGUCUCCAGCUCAGGAAGAGCUUCGGCUCGGACUUUCCUGUUCUGCGUCUGCACUCGGACAGAGGCGGAGAGUUCUCUUCUCGCCUUCUGCGAGACUACUGUCGUGCACGGGGGAUCCGCCGGACCUUCACGCUUCCGGACUCACCACAGCAAAAUGGGAUUGCUGAGCGCCGCAUUGGCAUGGUCAUGGAUGUCGCUCGUACGUCCAUGAUGCAUGCGGCUGCCCCCCAUUUUCUGUGGCCGUUUGCGGUGAGGUACGCGGCGCAUCAGCUCAACCUUCACCCCCGGGUCUCUCGGCCUGCGAUGUCCCCAGCCUUGCUGUGGACGGGGAAGGUUGGCGAUGCGUCUGUGUUCCGUGUCUGGGGAUCUCGGGCGUUUGUCCGCGACUUGUCUGCGGACAAGCUGUCCCCUCGUGCUGCUCCAUGUGUCUUCCUUGGCUUCCCCACUGACGCCCCAGGGUGGCAGUUUUACCACCCCUCCUCUCGUCGUGUUCUGUCCUCCCAGGACGUCACGUUCGACGAGUCAGUCCCCUUCUACCGUCUCUUCCCCUACCGCACUCCUUCCCUCCCCCCUCCCCCGGACUUCCUUGUGCCGGUUCCCCCCCCGGUAGACCCCCUCCCCCCUCAGGUUCCUGCCCCCUCAGGUGUGUCUCAGGUAGACGCCGUUGACCCGGUCGAGGUUACUGGUGACUCUGGUGCUGCUGCGGGUGCUGAGCCUGGGGGUGCUGACUCUGGGGGUGCUGUACGCGGGGGUGCUGAGCCUGGGGGUGCUACUGCUGGGGGUGCUGGGCCUGGGGGUGCUACUGCGGAGGGUGCGGAGCCUGGGGGUGCUGAGCCGGGGGGUGCUGUGCCUGGAGGUGCUGGGUCUGGGGGUGCUGGGUCGGGAGCUGCUGAGCCUGGGGGUGCUGAGCUGGGAGCUGCUGAGCCUGGGGGUGCUGCGACUGGAGCUGCUGAGCCUGGGGUUUCUCCUGCUGCUGCGUCUCGCCGGGAGCCCCUCUCUCCACAGGAGCUGCGCGAGUGGUUCGCUCGCCGCUGGAGGCGUGCUGCUGAGUCUGGAGGUGCUGCUGGAGCUGGAGCUGGAGCUUCUUCGACCGUCGAGGUAGAGGGUCCACCGCCUGUCCAGUCGCAGUCCCUGCUGGAGCCUUCCUCUCCACUGCCUGCUCCCUCUCCUUACACUGGUCCUACUGGAGGUCUUGCUGAGCGUCGUGAGCAUGCGUCUCGUCCCGCGUCGCCUGUUCGUGCUGCUCGCGCUAGUGGUCGCAGUUCGCGUCAGCGUCCUCCUCCUGUCCCUGGCACGCACCGGAUGUCUUUGCGUCCGUCCACUGCUCCUCUGCGUGCCCCUUUGCCUUCUCCUCCUGAGUCCUCUCUUCCUGCGCUUGCCGACCCUGAGUCGGACUCUCUUCGUGCUGCCAGUCCUACUGUCACGCGUCUGCUUGCUACUGUCGUCACUGACCCCUCUUUUGAGUCCACUGCUGCGUCUGCUCUAGUCGCUGAGCUCGUCGACUUUGCUGCUCGCUGUCGUCUCGAUUACGCUGCUAGUCUUGUUGCUGAGUCUGCGUCUGUCUGUCCUCCGUCCGUCGGGGGUGAGUGUGCUCUUGGCACGGACGUCCUAGAGGACAGGCAGGAGGAGUUACAGUGUCUAGCGGCUGCUUCACCUUAUCUCGCGUCUGUACUGCUUGCCCCUGAGGGAGACCCGGAUGAACUAGACAUCCCGACUCCGCGUUCUUACGCGGAGGCCGUAGAGGGUCCCUACUCCUCUCAGUGGCAGGCAGCUAUGGAUGCAGAGAUGGCUUCCUGGAAGUCCACAGGCACCUACGUUGACGCGGUUCCCCCUCCUGGGGCGAACAUCGUCAGUGGCAUGUGGAUCUUCAGGCGGCAGGGAGUUGACUACUUUCAGACCUUCUCUCCCACCCCGAAGAUGACUACUCUUCGGGUGCUGCUGCACAUAGCCGCUCAGCGCGACUACGAGCUUCACUCUCUCGACUUCAGCACUGCGUUCUUGCAGGGUAGCCUGCACGAGGAGAUCUGGCUUCGCCGUCCACCUGGCUUCACUGGGACUUUCCCUCCUGGCACCCAGUGGAGCCUCCGACAGCCAGUCUACGGUCUCCGCCAGGCACCGCGUGAGUGGCACGACACACUGAGGACUACGCUUGCGGCUCUUGGGUUUGCUCCUUCUACUGCUGACCCGUCGCUGUUUCUUCGCACCGACACUUCCCUGCCGCCGUUCUACAUCCUCGUGUACGUCGACGACUUGGUCUUUGCCACAGCGGACACUGCUGGACUCGCCUACGUGAAGUCCGAGCUGCUGAAGAGACACACGUGCACAGACCUGGGUGAACUGCGCAGCUACCUUGGCUUGCAGAUCACCCGGGACAGAGCACGCCGCACCAUUACCUUGACUCAGUCACACAUGGUGCAGCAGGUCCUUCAGCGCUUCGGCUUCACGUACUCCUCGCCUCAGGCCACUCCUCCGCCUACUCGCCACUCACUCUCAGCUCUGCCUUCGGAUGAGUCCGUAGAGUCGAGUGGUCCGUAUGCAGAGCUUGUUGGCUGCCUCAUGUACCUGAUGACCUGCACACGACCUGACCUUGCAUACCCUCUGAGCAUUCUUGCACGCUAUGUUGCUCCUGGGAGACACAGACCAGAGCACAUGGCUGCAGCGAAGAGGGUAUUGCGCUACCUGUGCAGUACGUCGGGCAUGGGGCUAGUGCUUGGAGGGCGGAGUCCAGUGGUCCUUACCGGCCACGCGGACGCUUCUUGGGUUGACGACCAGGCUACGCAGCGGUCGUCACAGGGUUACACCUUCAGCCUUGGUUCCGGCUCUGUCUCGUGGCGGUCUACUCGCUCGUCUUCGGUUCUCGGCUCCAGUUGUGAGGCUGAGAUCUACGCCGGGGCCAUGGCUGCACAGGAGCUUCGCUGGCUCACCUACCUGCUGACUGACCUUGGAGAGCCGCCUCGUUCUCCUCCAGUGCUGUACGUAGACAACAAGGCCAUGCUGGCCUUGUGUCGAGAGCAGCGCUUGGAGCACAGAACGAAGCACAUUGCUCUCCGCUACUUCCUUGCUCGUGAGCUGCAGCAGCGUGGUCAGUUGCGACUUGCGUACGUGGCCUCUGAGGCCAACACUGCUGAUGUGUUCACCAAGGCACUCGCGCCUUGUGACCAUCAGCGCUUUUGCACCCAGCUGGGUCUUGUGCCUGUCUUGCCUCACUUGCUCUCCUCUUGA